AUGAUUCAAGGUUGCAGUGAAAGCCCACACGAGCACCAGCAGAAUCUGCUGAUCUCACGCAUCAUCACCAAUGUGGAAAAACUAAAUGAAGCGGUUGUUGUGAUGAAUAAGAGCCUCCAGGAGAUCAAUGUCCAAAACAUGAAUGUAGAGCUCGUCGCGCAGAUGUUUAAAAACUACCAGUCCAACGUCCUAUUCCAUCUAGAAGCAACUGAUAACCUUAAGCCUCCAUCGUGAGAGUCGCUGGCACACGAAUUGGCGUAGAUUGGCGUAAGGAGACUGGCUGGUACGACAUCCAGAAUGGGAAGGGAAACUAUAUGCGUUUAAGAUACCAUAAUGCGCGCUGCGUGUAAAAGAAAUAAGAAAAAGCAAUAAACAUUGUAAAACUAUUAUUCAAUUCGGCCUCUACCUGAUAGACUAUCGAUAAAAUCAGCAGAAUGCUAUUG
This is a messenger RNA of Trichoderma atroviride IMI 206040, 443 nucleotides long. The record is from RefSeq and is a predicted model, not a curated record. NCBI's taxonomy places the organism in Eukaryota, Fungi, Ascomycota, Sordariomycetes, Hypocreales, Hypocreaceae.